GGAUAGGGCAGGAUAAGGCAGGACUGGCUGGGUCGCGGUGUUUGGGGUGGUCGGGGCGAUCGAUAUUGCCUGGAAUUUAGCGAGAGAGCUCGUUGCAAAGCGUGAGCGUAAAACUGAGUGCAACGAGCACGAUGUGGGGUGGAAAUUCACGGCGUAGAUAGCGGAUGCGAGGGUAAAUGAAACCGUUUCACAUCUACGUGAAAGAAAACGUCUCUGGAUAUAGUUACGGGACAUGUGGAAAGAAUCUUUGGAUAUAAACGCACACAAUCUCUCUUGUUAUCAAUGCACACGUCAAGCAAACAUCGAAUGUGAACCACACGAACUAAAACAAUGUCCGCCAACUGCGGAUCGUUGCGUUACGCAUAUCAUGAAAGACCGACAAGAUGGGUUUAAGAUCUCACGAGAAUGCGGAAUCGGCCCGUGCACGUUCCGUGACUUGAUGGUAAUCAAAGGUCUUGGCCUAGACAACUGUGACCGCAGUCGAGACGAAUAUUUCUGCAUCCUCUGCUGUCCCGAAAAUGGAUGCAACAAAGACCACGCCGGCAGUGUGAAACCACUCUUUCUGAUGCAGUUACUAAGUUUUAUCGUUGUUAUGAUAUUUAUUAAAUAAAAUCAGCAAUAAUAUCAAUCUAGGAAAUGCACAAACAUUUUUUAAACAUUUUAAAGAAUGUCCAACACAAUUAUUUGAAUCUACACUAACUUUUCACAAUACAUUGUUAUUUAUCAAAUGAAAAUAUUGAUAUCACUGUAACUAAAACUAAAAACUUUUCAAAUAAACUUGUUCAAGUUGUGCUAUA
Molecule: messenger RNA, 797 nt
Organism: Dalotia coriaria
Lineage: Eukaryota; Metazoa; Arthropoda; Insecta; Coleoptera; Staphylinidae
Exons: 3
Coding region: 233-610 (125 amino acids)
Source: RefSeq, a predicted model, not a curated record